UCUUUGGAAAAAAUAAUUAAGGAAAAGUUGUGUUAGUUUAAAAAGUGUCGAGUUUUAAAAUGCCUCUAAAAAAAAUCGAACAAAGCGUUCAUAAAUCAUAUCAUAGAUGGGUACUUGAAAAUAUGAGUGAAAUAUUCGCAAAAGUAGAUCCGUACAAGUCCUAUUUUCCAAAUUGUCCUGUUCAGAAGACUCACUACUUUUCUACAGAAGUUCAAGGUCAUGCCGUUGACUGGGACGUCACAUUGAAUUUUUGUAAUAAUAAAUUGAAGAGUGGAUUCAUGAUAGAUUUCGACGCUGUUAAAAAAUUGGAACCUAAGAAUCAUGUCACCUGUAAUAUUUACCUGGUCGACGCCGACGAAAAUAAAUUUUUCCUUGGACGAAAGAACCGGAAAUUUAAUUUCACGCAUCCUUUUUUUGGUACAAUGCGUCCAAGCACUUUAUGUUUAUGUCCCGAGUUACCAAACACCAUAGAUAAACUACUUCCAAAUGAUACCAUGACACUGCACAUCGAACUCAUAACUUACUUGGAUGAUGAUCCUAUAUUUCCUUCCGAGUACAUGAAUUAUAUCCAUUAUCCAGAUCCCAGUUUAUCAGAUGAUUUCUCGGAGUUAUAUAAAGUUCAAGAUGACCGUGAUGUUAUGAUUUAUGUACAGGGUGUUAUAUUUCCAGUCCAUAAAAGAGUAUUGAAAGCACGGUGUCCUAAAUUAUAUGAAAUGGUUGAUCAUCAUCAACAAACGUCUGAUGGCAAUGAUAACCAAGUAGCUCUUACGGACAUAGAGCCAGAGAUAUUUAAAAGAGUUUUAGAAUUUAUGUACACUCGGAAAGUUGAGGACUUGGAUGAUCAUGCAGAAGAUUUGCUAGAAGCUGCUUUGAACUAUGAAUUAAGAAGACUGAAAAAUUUGUGUGAAUUCUCCCUCAUGGAGCACUAUCUUACCCUCGAAAAUUCUGAAGAGGUUAAAAAAUUGGCUAUGAGUUUUGGUGCCAGACAAUUAUUAAGAAACGCCGAUUUCAUGCAACGAAAUGAAUACAAUGGAAAAGAGGUCUAUUAAGGUCGUUCAAAAAAUGACAUUCUGGAGAAAUUAAGUUUAUUGCAGACUAGCCCAUGCAGGAACUGCCAGAGUUGAACGAAGGGGCCCUCCUUGGCUCAGCACUGGGGAACCUAGCUUUGGCACGUCGAUAUUGGCCCAUUCUUGGGUCAAGAAUGGUUACUCAAUCAUGGCCAUUCCAAUCAUUUCCCGAGCCUGGGUUAAGACUAGGUUCCCCUGCCUUGAUCAUCCAAUGGCAAGCCAGAUUUGGGCCAAGGUAGGAUUGUCCAAGUUCGGCUACACCUAUAGUUCCCCAUCGUUGGGCCAGAAUUGGU
This is a messenger RNA of Microplitis mediator, 1360 nucleotides long. Its product is annotated as speckle-type POZ protein B-like. NCBI's taxonomy places the organism in Eukaryota, Metazoa, Arthropoda, Insecta, Hymenoptera, Braconidae. Bases 60 to 1049 code for a protein of 329 amino acids. The record is from RefSeq and is a predicted model, not a curated record. Gene Ontology annotation, molecular function: ubiquitin protein ligase binding. The transcript is spliced from 2 exons. Gene Ontology annotation, biological process: proteasome-mediated ubiquitin-dependent protein catabolic process; regulation of proteolysis. Gene Ontology annotation, cellular component: cytoplasm.